AUGUCGGGCGCGCGCCAUUGGGAGCAGGACAAGGAUAGUACGCUGUACGUCGGCAAUCUCGACGAGCGCUGCACCGACGCACUCGUCUGGGAGUUGAUGCUGCAAGCCGGCCCAGUCGUCAACGUACACCUUCCAAAAGACCGCGUCACGCAAAACCACCAAGGAUACGGCUUCGUCGAAUUCGGAAGUGAGCAAGAUGCCGACUACGCCGCGAAGAUCAUGAACCAGAUCCGUAUCUACGGCAAGCCGAUUCGAGUCAACAAGGCGAGCGCAGACAAGAGAGGAACAGAAAAUGCAGGCCUGGGUGGAGGUGCGGGCGUAGGCGCCGAGCUCUUCGUCGGCAACUUGGACUCGCUCGUGGAUGAGAAGACGCUCUACGACACGUUUUCGCGAUUCGGAGCCCUGGUUGCGGCGCCCAAGGUUGCGAGGGAUGACAGCAACCUGAGCAAGGGCUACGGAUUCGUGAGCUACGCAAGCUUCGAGAGCUCCGAUCAGGCCAUUGAGCACAUGCAUGGACAGUACCUCAUGAACAAGGAGAUUGUGGUGCAAUACGCGUACAAGAAAGAUGGCAAGGGCGAGAGGCACGGAGAUGCAGCAGAGAGAGCGCUCGCUGCGCAGGCGAAGAAGCAUGGUGUGGAGGUGGAGAUCCCCGCACUACCAGCGGCGUUGGUCCUGCCAAACGGUACGCCUUCUGGCCCUGCAAUGCCGAAUGGCAUGAACGGAUACCCACCUCAAGUUCCGAACGGCUUCCCAGCUCGACCACCGCAAGCUCCUCCCGCAUACGCUGGCUACGGAGCUCCAGCACCAGCUUGGGGCGCUGCACCACCACCUCCAACUGGCUUCGGCCAUCUGCCUACUCCUACGAAUACUGGAACCAUCCCCAAUGGCGGCGCGCCUCUACCACCGAGCAGACAGUUCAACCAGUCACCACUGCAAGCACCGCCCACGAACGCAGGUCUUCCAGCUCGACCACCGCCCAGCGUCGGAGGAUAUGGUGGACCGCCGAACGCGCCCGGCAUGCAGACGAACUUCCAAGGUCACGCACAGCCCCAGGCUGGUUACCCUGGAAUGCCACAGCAACCGGCAGGCUACCCAUACCAGCCACCGCCAGGCCCAUACCCGCAAGGCCAGAGAUAG
Molecule: messenger RNA, 1137 nt
Organism: Lecanosticta acicola
Lineage: Eukaryota; Fungi; Ascomycota; Dothideomycetes; Mycosphaerellales; Mycosphaerellaceae
Source: the annotation of a GenBank genome assembly